Messenger RNA from Serendipita indica DSM 11827, 624 nucleotides. The record is from the annotation of a GenBank genome assembly. NCBI's taxonomy places the organism in Eukaryota, Fungi, Basidiomycota, Agaricomycetes, Sebacinales, Serendipitaceae.
AUGAGGCCAGCUCGACCACUCCCGCCAGUCUUCUUUUGGCUCUCCAUUUUCUCGCUCGCCCUAUGCGCAGCGGCGUUUGCAGUGUCCAUGGUCUACUUCGGCUUUCUGACUUUGUGGAUGACAAUCAUUGCCGCAUUCUUGACGGUUGUCCAUCACAUCGUCAUCUUUGCGCUGUCCUUCAAGCGCGGUGGCCCGCCACCCAAAGCUGCUCCCACAGCGGCAAUUCGGGACCAAAACAUAUCGGAUAGCUCUAUCUCCAUAGUCGCGUCAUCUGCUGACUCUGGGCGUAAUCUCCCCCGCUCCAAUCACCCCCAGUCGUCGGACGUCGAGGAGUAUGGAGCAACGGUGGCACCAUACCCUUCAUUCCUCAUCAGCGUCGCUAACUGCACUAUACUCGGCAUUGUCGCCAUCUUUUGGUCGGGGUUCCCAUGGUUGGCCGUCUUUAUAGCCGUCGUAGCGUACGAAGGCUGGCCAGUCGACAGAAGGCCUUACGAGGUCAUUGGAAUAGCCGAAACGACGCUGGGUUAUCUUGAGGCGCUAGUUAUGUGGACCCUCUUUGCCCUCUGCGUCCACCACCGCAGGCUGUACCUCAAACGCAAUGAAUUCAUCCGCAUGGAUGGGUAA